AUGCUUGCUAGAGCAUCAUCAUAUAAUUAUGAAUAUGGUGCUGAUCUACAAUUAGCACCUAUUAAUGUUACAAAAAAUAAUAUAUUUGCUAGACGUGUAUCUGACUUAGAAACUAAACCUAAAGAAGAAAAAACAAAACAUGAUUCGCAUUCUACUAGUUUGAUACGAGGAAUUUUAACAAAUAUGGGUUAUCCAUGUCGUGUAACAGCUGAAAUUGCGGAUUUUGGUGCAAGAUUUCAAAUUGAAAUAAAUUCAGUAGUUGGGCAAAAAUAA
Molecule: messenger RNA, 273 nt
Organism: Rotaria sp. Silwood2
Lineage: Eukaryota; Metazoa; Rotifera; Eurotatoria; Philodinida; Philodinidae
Source: the annotation of a GenBank genome assembly